AUGUACCCCGUAACACUUGGCUCAUUCAAGCCCGGUCCCGUCAUUCACAAACGCGUUGUUGACUCCCUCUCGGUUUCCGCUUCUCCUUCAACAACUACCAAAAAACCUUCGUCCACCGCCAAGUCAUCCAAACCAUCCGCUAGUGUUCAUCCAUCACCAUCAUCAUCGCUUUCCUUUGCCAACGACCCAACGCAGAGCGUUAUUGCAUUUCCAGAUCCAACAACAACAACAACCAGCUCCUCCACUACAUCAUCUACAUUGCCUAGUUCAGAUUUGUUCCCAUCUACUACUGCAUCAUCACCAUCAUCAUCCGCGAUCGAAACGGCAGCAGAAACGGCAGCUAAUAACGAUUCUUCAUCUCCUAUAUCAUCGGGUGGUGUUGCUGGUAUUGUCGUAGGCGUGGUCGCUGCAGCUGCUAUUGGUCUCGUGGCCUUGCUCUUUGUUCGAAGGAAACGCAAACAACGACCCAUAGACAAUCGUCGUAUUUCAUCUUUUGGUCAAGCCGAGUUUUUUGCUGGUCCAUCACCUGCUGCUGUACCGCCACCCAAUACUUAUGGAAGCACUGCUGUCAUGACUUCACCACCACCACCACCAAUGGCUAACAAUAACAUGAUGAUACCGUACCACGAUAUUCAAACCACCAAUUCAACUUUUGCACCUGCUCCCUUUAUUCAACCACCACCUACUACCACGCAACAACAUGAUGAUCCAUUCCAACGUCAACCUUUGGGUACCUAUACCGUGGUGUCGACUUAUACACCUACUUUGGAUGAUGAAAUUAUGGUGCAUCCAGGAGAUCACGUGCAAGUGUAUACCGAAUACGAUGAUGGUUGGUGCCUUGGUGUGAAUCUUUCUAGAGACUAUAUUCGUGGUGUAUUCCCAAGCACUGUUCUUCCACAAUCACCCUCUCUUGCUUCCACUACUACGACUACUCAUCCUGAUGGUAGCGCAGGAGGAGGUCUUGCGGUCGAUAACAAACACCUCAGCAAGCGUGGCAGCUCAUUGUAUAGUGGAUAG
Messenger RNA from Lichtheimia ornata, 1017 nucleotides. RefSeq lists its product as uncharacterized. The record is from RefSeq and is a predicted model, not a curated record. The transcript is spliced from 2 exons. NCBI's taxonomy places the organism in Eukaryota, Fungi, Mucoromycota, Mucoromycetes, Mucorales, Lichtheimiaceae. Bases 1 to 1017 code for a protein of 338 amino acids. Gene Ontology annotation, molecular function: protein binding.